AGUGUGCGCGUGAAAGGAGAAACAUUCUUCAUAAGAUUCUGAACACCUGCCGAUCAUUCCGAGCCCAUUCGUCCUCUGACCAAUCAAUUGCCCCUUUGUAAAUUGCAACUAUCCAAUCAAAUCAUGGAAUUGGUCCACGCGCACUUAAAAUAUUUUCUACACCUGAAAAUUUACGCGCGCACUGCAGAGAUACCAUCAGGCCAACACCUCUGCCAGUCAUGAUGUACAGGUGUGCCACUGCCCGUGUCCUCCACAGUGCUGUGCUGUGCAGCAUUUUGUGGUGCCUCACUGUGUCCUGGUUGGCCUCAGGUGCUCGGGUGCGACUGGUGUGCAAUUACAGCCCCCUGAUGGACAGAAAAGGGACCCCCAUGAACACCACCACGGGGUGCCGCCGCAACCACCUCUGCUACUCCGCCCGGGCGCGUGAUCACCAGGGCGUCCACGUGCUGUCCGCACAGGGCUGUGUGGCCGCCCGACGCUGUGGCUCCAUCAAGAGCGUCCAGUACAAGGGCCGCGCCUAUAACGUCAGCUACACAUGCUGCUGUGGAGAGCGCUGCAACCCCAGGCCCAGCCCGGAGGUCGCCCCGCUCGCCAGGCUCCUGGAGUUUAAGCGCAAGGGGUUCACUGGAACCUGGCUGGACGCCCUGAUCAAGGAAGUCAGAAAUGGCACCAUGAGGGCACCCGUCAUCUGUCCAGAGCACGCCACUAGGCCUAAUACUACUACUGGGCCGGUGCUACAGGGGGCUACUAGGCCUAAUACGACUGUGCAACAGGACACCACUAAGCCUCAUGCUAUACCAGAGGAGGCCACUAGGCCUUAUACUACUGUGCGCGUGCUACAGGAGGCCACUAGGCCUCAUGUUACUGUGCUACAGGACGCCACUAGGCCGCCUUAUACUACUGUACGCCUGCUACAGGACGCCACUAGGCCUCAUACUACUGUACGCGUGCUACAGGAGGCCACUAGGCCGCCUCAUACUACUGUACGCGUGCUACAGGACGUCAUUAGGCCGCCUCAUACUACUGUACGCGUGCUACAGGACGCCACUAGGCCUCAUACUACUGUACGCGUGCUACAGGACGCCACUAGGCCUCAUACUACUGUACGCGUGCUACAGGACUCCACUAGGCCGCCUCAUACUACUGUACGCGUGCUACAGGACGCCACUAGGCCUCAUACUACUGUACGCGUGCUACAGGAGGCCACUAGGCCUCAUACUACUGUGCCGGUGCCAGAUGCAUUGACUGAUGAGGAAGAUGUUUAAAGCAAACUUUGUGGUCUGCAGUAGGCCUAUUUUUCCAAGGGUAUGAGGAGAGGGUCAUUUAACAGUGUCCUAGUUUCUUUCCUUAUGUUCAAAUGAAUUUGAAAACGUGCCAUGAGCAGUGAAAAGUUGAUUUAGCAGGUAGCAAAUAAUCCUAGUGAGGAGGGGGCAUCAGGCAUGCCACCCUCUUUAGGUCUGAAACCAUGUUAAAUAAUGAAGCACACUGCACAGACAAAAAAAAGAAGUCGAGAAAAAUGUUCCUUUCCUAUGUAUGGUCACUUUGUUCAGUUGUCAGCAUUUCAACUACAAAGCUUGCAAACAUGACUUUUACAGUGGAGCCUGAUUGUUAUAAUGGAUACAUUAAGAGCCCACAUUCAAACAGGUGUGCGUGUCUGUCUCAGUGUUUCACUGUCCCAUACAUAGGCCUAAUAAAGAAUUAUCCUAUUA
Engraulis encrasicolus (European anchovy) is the source of this 1709-nucleotide messenger RNA. RefSeq lists its product as uncharacterized. Gene Ontology annotation, biological process: sperm-egg recognition. The record is from RefSeq and is a predicted model, not a curated record. Lineage: Eukaryota; Metazoa; Chordata; Actinopteri; Clupeiformes; Engraulidae. Gene Ontology annotation, cellular component: membrane. The transcript has 2 exons. Bases 219 to 1265 code for a protein of 348 amino acids.